AUGGCAGAUCGGCUGCACUCUGAUCUCGGACCCACAGCCUCCGUGGCUGAGAGAGUCGCGGCUCCUUCGACUGAGCAGCCGGGCCCUGGGAGACGGGUGUUUAAGCCGCUGAGCGACAGGCACCAGAGCAUCCUUGUAUCAGAGGUCCUUCUAGAAAUACCUGCAAAGACAGGGAGGUGUUCCGAGGCCGGGGGUCACGGAGCGGGGAAGGUCAGCGUUUCCGGUCAGCGUUUCCGGUGGCCUCGCAGCUGCGGGUUCCCGUGCGGGGUCGAGACUGCAGCGGCCGCAGCUGUGGUGGUGGCGGUGCGUGAGGUGGUCGCGAGCACGAUUUCCGUCGUCCGCGUGCUACCCCGCCGCGUGGGGGACCCAGGCGCUGGCGAGGGCUGCACUGUGUGGGAGAACCCCAGGAAGUUGGUAAUUCUCUUCGUCCUUCUGCGCCAAGUGAGGCAGACCUUCCCCGUUUGUGUCUCCAUUAUCUCCUCGACUGGACCAGUGCCAAGUGAGCUGGUGAGCCGGGUCGGCCCAGCAGGUGCAGAGGGGCAGAGCCUGCACGGACACGAGUUGGCCGGGGCCUCUCCCCUACCUGUGUGCCUGGCUUCGAAGGCCCCCGUCCCGGGCUCCUGCCUGUGCUGCCAGGAGUUGCUGAGUGGAGGACACUCCCCCCUUCCCCUCUGCCUGCAGGCAGGCCCAGCGCCUCCCAGCCAGGUCUGGGAGAUGCACUUCCCUGCCCCGCUCCUCUCCCGGGUUGUAGGGCUCCCCAGGGGUCACCACCAGCAGGCCCAGGACUUAUGUGCCUGUCCUGUCAGCCCCCGUCUUGUCCCCACGCCCAGAGGCCUGCCUGGGCCUCCUUAGGGGAGACCAGAAGCCGAUUAGAGUGGCACCUACUUC
Messenger RNA from Ailuropoda melanoleuca (giant panda), 888 nucleotides. RefSeq lists its product as uncharacterized. Bases 1 to 852 code for a protein of 283 amino acids. Lineage: Eukaryota; Metazoa; Chordata; Mammalia; Carnivora; Ursidae. The transcript is spliced from 4 exons. The record is from RefSeq and is a predicted model, not a curated record.